Messenger RNA from Dioscorea cayenensis subsp. rotundata (Guinea yam), 878 nucleotides. RefSeq lists its product as uncharacterized. The transcript has 2 exons. Bases 76 to 549 code for a protein of 157 amino acids. The record is from RefSeq and is a predicted model, not a curated record. Lineage: Eukaryota; Viridiplantae; Streptophyta; Magnoliopsida; Dioscoreales; Dioscoreaceae.
ACUGUCUUCUAGCCUUUCUCUUUUUUUCUCUCGCUCAGUUGUUUUCAGGGUUUCGUCGCUUCGAUUAGGUCAGUGAUGGCGCUGGAGAUCGAGCAGCAGAAUGGGGGAGCGAGCUUCGCUGCAUUGAAGCCUCAGCUGAUGCUGCCGGCGGGGAAGGCUGACGAGGCGGUUCAGUUCUACAAGACGGCUUUCGGUGCUGAGGAGCUGAAGCGUGUUUCCCACCCUAAGCGUAAGGCUGACCAGGAGCUUCCGCUGAUCUUAUGCGCUGAGCUCAAGAUCGGUUCCGCUUCCCUUCUCGUCUGUGAUCAGACCGAUGAUUCCUCCUGCGCUGCUGGGAACGAUAGCGGGAGCGGGAUCGUGUUCAGGCUGGAGACAUUGGACGUUGAGGGGGCUUUGGAGAAGGCCGUGAAGGCGGGGGCGGCGAAGGAAGGCGAGAUCGUGGAGGACGACGGCGCUUGCUGCGGCGGUGUCGUCGGCAAGGUGAAGGAUCCCUUCGGCGUCGCAUGGAUCAUCGCCUCAGCUUCUAAGGCCGCUGACGUGGAAGCGUAGACGUCAUCCGAUCUAUCUGACAAGUGUUUUGAACGGCUCUGAUUCUUCGAUCUAGCUCUCCACUUUUAGUACUAGCACUAGUUUCUUUCUAGUUUUAAUGGUAGUUUUUCUAUGUUUUUUGGUAACAAAAAUUGUUGAAAAAGAACCUCGUGAACCGGUGAACUGGUGAAUAGGGUAUCUAUGGGUCUGACCCACAGAUGCCGGUUCAACUCUAAUCCUUUACUUGUUAACCAUGUACUUACUAUUUCGCAGGCCGGGUUUCAUCCAGGCCGUUUGUUUUCUGCUACUCUUAUUUGAACCGUUGAUAUCUCACAUGGCUCAUUUAUGGA